This is a messenger RNA of Helobdella robusta, 1431 nucleotides long. RefSeq lists its product as hypothetical. Gene Ontology annotation, biological process: protein localization to cilium; intraciliary retrograde transport. The coding region runs from base 1 to 1431 and encodes 476 amino acids. NCBI's taxonomy places the organism in Eukaryota, Metazoa, Annelida, Clitellata, Rhynchobdellida, Glossiphoniidae. The transcript is spliced from 14 exons. Gene Ontology annotation, molecular function: protein binding. Gene Ontology annotation, cellular component: intraciliary transport particle A. The record is from RefSeq and is a predicted model, not a curated record.
AUGGUAAAGUUAUUAAUUUGUCCGUUCAGAGUCUUGUUGAGGUUGAAAAUUGAACAGCCGGAGCUGAUGGCGAAACAACUUGAAUUGGCCGCAAAAAUAUACUGCUGUUUAGCGGAUCAUAACAAGUUAGUGCGGGAUUACAACAAAGCCAUUGAACUGUAUAAACAAGCUCUCUUUCAUCAACCACAAGACGCUCAGAUAAUGCUGGAGUUGGCGGGCUUGUUGAUGUUAAUUGAAGAUAGUGAGGGUUGUAUCAGCGCGUGCAGCCAGCUCAUUCAGCAGGGUGUACAGCAGCAACGAGCCACGGCUAUGUUAGCAGAAGUUCUGAUGAAAAAUGGCAGACAGGAAGAAGCUAUGCAGCACAUCACCCAACUCUGCACAUCCCUAAUUUUGGACCCCCACAGCAGCAAACACGCCGACAACUACAUAGUCUUCAUCAAAGUCAUUGAGAUGAUGAGGAGGGCAGGGCGAUUGGAGGAAUGCCACGCCUACGUCAACAUCACCGACCAAUCAGAUCAGAGGAUUCAUCAGCCCGGCUAUAAUUUUUGCAAGGGACUUUAUGAUUGGUACAUGCACGACGUCGACGGAGCCUUGAAGCAUUUGAAUAGGGCGCGAAAAGACGCCGAAUACGGCAGACAAUCCAUCUAUCUGAUGGUUGACAUUUGCAUCAAUCCGGACGAUGACGUCAUCGGGGGAGGAGUCAACAAGACCAAUAUGAACGAGUUAGUGGGCGGUACCUUCGAUCAAAUAGAGGCAGAUAUCAUUGGAAUGGAGACGGCUGAUAGGCUCCUCAAGGAGAUUCGGCUGUCACCGGGUGACGUCACGCACCACGUCAAUCGUCAAUCUAUUCAUCAUCGUACACACACACACGCACACACUCAUACGUACACACACACGUACACACACACGUACACACACACGCGCGCACAUCAGCCAGACAAUGUGAUGAUAUUAUACGGUACGGCAGUUGCUUUCAUCCUACUGAAACAACCAGCCAAAGCAAAGAGCCAACUGAAGAGAAUUGACAGAGUGACCUGGAAUUUUGAGGACGCCAGCUACCUUGAAAAAAGUUGGUUACUAUUGGCAGAUAUGUGCAUUCAGAAAGAAAGUUUCGAACCGGCUAAACAGAUUCUAGACAAGUGCAUUCUAUACAACAAGUCAUGUAGCAAGGCGUAUGAAUAUUUGGGCUACUUAUGCGAGCUAGAGCAGUCAUUCAAAAUGGCAGUCGAUAAUUAUGCUCUGGCCUGGAAAUAUGCCCAUAAGAAAAAUCCCACCAUUGGUUAUAAACUGGCCUACUGUUCGUUAAAGAUUAAAAAAUAUACCGACGCUAUUGAUGUCUGUCACGAGGUUCUUUCAGUCUAUCCGAAAUACCCAAAGAUAAGAAAUGAUAUACUAGAGAAAGCCCGCUCGUGCAUUAAAAUUAUGGCAUAA